AUGGUGCUGGAGGUACGCCCCAACUGCGAGUACUGCGACAAGGACUUGCCGCCAGCAGCCGUCGACGCACGCAUCUGCUCCUACGAGUGCACCUUUUGCGCAGACUGCGCGGAGAAGACGCUGGAGAACGUCUGCCCCAACUGCGGCGGAGGCUUCGCGCCGCGGCCGAUUCGGCCUGCCCAAGAAUGGCGCAAGGGCGUGUUUUUGACCGCGCAACCGUCGUCUGAGAAGAGGGUGCAUACGAAAUACGCUCCUGAUGAAGUCGCGGCGUUCUCGGCCAAGAUACGCGCUAUACAGCCGCAGGAUCGCUAG
Cordyceps fumosorosea ARSEF 2679 is the source of this 312-nucleotide messenger RNA. RefSeq lists its product as hypothetical. The transcript has a single exon. The coding region runs from base 1 to 312 and encodes 103 amino acids. Lineage: Eukaryota; Fungi; Ascomycota; Sordariomycetes; Hypocreales; Cordycipitaceae. The record is from RefSeq and is a predicted model, not a curated record.